AUGUCGCUAUAUCUUGGGCGCAUACUCCCAAGAACACAUCGAUUAAAAUACCGCUCUCCGUGCCAGUUACGGCAGCUUCCUGGAGCGCAGUUCUCACGGAGCUUUUUUCAGCAGCCGCGGGUGCUGCCCGUUCGGAAUGCAAACGGCCUAAUCAACGAACCACAGCGACGCCUCCUAUCCUCGGGUCCUUCAUUAAGUGCGAAAUCAUCGGAGCUUACUGAACGCGUCCUACCAGUCUGUUGUCCAGGAUGUGGUGCAUACGCGCAAACCAUCGAGCCCGGCGAACCAGGAUACUACAGCAAAACCAGGAAGCAAACACGAAAGCUCUUGUCGGAGACAGAACGAGCAACUGGCGUGCAGGAUGGAGAGACCGGGGAGGUAGCGGAUCUUAAAACAGAAGGAGAAAAGGCAGCAGGCACAAUUCAGCAACUGAUCAAGGAGUCGGAGGAAGAAGCGGCCGCUCCUAAACCUAUCCAUGGCGCUUUACUUGAGAAUGCUGCAGCCACUGCUAAAGAGUACAUUGAAAAGUCUCGACCCCCUGUGCAGGUUUGCGAUAGAUGCCACGAUCUCGUACACCAUAACAAAGCGGUUCCUGCAAUCUCACCUACGAUAUACUCCAUUGGGGCAUACCUUGACGAGUCACCAUACAAAUACAACAGAAUCUACCACGUAAUUGACGCAGCAGAUUUCCCUAUGUCUCUUGUCGACAAUAUAUACGAGGCACUUUCCAUCGAAGAACAGCGGUCGCGCAACCGGCGAGCUUCGACUGAGAAAUACCGAGGAGGAAAGAAAUUACCUACUAUCAGCUUCAUCAUAACACGCUCUGAUCUCUUAGCUCCUACCAAGGAACAGGUAGACUCGAAGAUGGAAUAUGUCCGCUCGGUUCUCCGAGAGGCACUUGCUAAGUCGACCGAGAAUUUCCGUCUGGGCAAUGUGCAUAUGAUAAGCGCUCACCGAGGCUGGUGGACCAAAAAAGUCAAGGAGGAAAUCAAGAACCACGGCGGUGGUGUGUGGGUAGUGGGCAAGGCUAAUGUCGGGAAGAGUAGUUUCAUAGAGGCUUGCUUUCCCAAGGAUUCUAAGAACCUUGAGAAAAUUGCUGAACUGGUUGAGCGUCGCCAAGCAGAGUCGGAUAUCAGCCCACGCGACGCCACCGCGGUUGACUCUGACGGCCUUUUACCACCUGCCCCCCAGGAAGACCUUUAUCCUAUCCUGCCGGUUGUUUCGUCGCUGCCAGGAACUACCGUUUCGCCGAUUCGCAUACCCUUUGGCCGCGGCUGUGGUGAAAUGAUCGAUUUGCCUGGGAUGGAUCGGGGCGACCUAGCAGACUACGUCCGUGACGAACACAAACGAGACACGAUCAUGACUAAACGGAGAAAACCAGAACGGUAUACUAUAAAGUCAGGCCAAUCGCUGCUUUUAGGUGGAGGCCUUGUACGAAUCACGUCGGUGAACCCUGACGAUGUACUAAUGGCAGCCUGCUUUAUCCCGAUCGAGGCCCAUGUCACGAAGACUGAGAAGGCCGUUGAAAUGCAGGCUGAACAGCGUCCUUACCCAGGAGAGAAUAUCAUGAUAGAAGGUAUCGGCAGUCAAAUUACUUCCGCGGGAAUCUUUGACCUCAAAUGGGACGUGACCCAGUCGCACCUACCGACGACGAUCGCGAAGGCAGUGGAAGAUAAGGGUAUAAAACCCCCUCCCCUGCCAUACAAAGUGAUGUCGGCAGAUAUACUCAUUGAGGGAUGCGGUUGGGUCGAGCUCACGGCGCAGAUCCGUGCCAAAUCCACAGACGGCGAGUCCGCCAGGUCGUUACCGCAGGUUGAGAUAUUCACUCCGAACGGUCGACAUGUUGGGGUGCGGCGUCCCAUUGAAUGCUGGAAGUACGUUGCAGAGAAGCAGGCUGUGGAGAAACGUAAGAAAGGAGCACGAGGGCGACAAAGUAUCGGGCAGAAGAAGCGUGCCCAUCACUCAUCUAAAGUCUGA
This is a messenger RNA of Aspergillus oryzae RIB40, 1977 nucleotides long. RefSeq lists its product as uncharacterized. NCBI's taxonomy places the organism in Eukaryota, Fungi, Ascomycota, Eurotiomycetes, Eurotiales, Aspergillaceae. Gene Ontology annotation, cellular component: mitochondrion. Bases 1 to 1977 code for a protein of 658 amino acids. The transcript is spliced from 2 exons. The record is from RefSeq and is a predicted model, not a curated record.